Molecule: messenger RNA, 835 nt
Organism: Nilaparvata lugens (brown planthopper)
Lineage: Eukaryota; Metazoa; Arthropoda; Insecta; Hemiptera; Delphacidae
Product: cytochrome b-c1 complex subunit 6, mitochondrial-like
Exons: 1
Coding region: 243-716 (157 amino acids)
Biological process (GO): mitochondrial electron transport, ubiquinol to cytochrome c
Source: RefSeq, a predicted model, not a curated record
AAGAGGACAGUUCAAACAUUUUACUACAUUAGUAUUUUUGUUCUUUAUUUGGUUAUUAUUGCAUGAAUGUUAAGAGGAAGAUUUUACAUAUAUUAAAGCAUUCAAUGUUAUAAUACAAAAGAUUAGAAUUAGAAGUUUAAAAAUUAAAUGAGAAACAGCUUUGAAUCUUGUAGGCUACUAUUAAUUUAGUUUAAUUUGAAACAAAUCAAGGUUAAACAGUGGGGUAAUCCAAAUCUCUAUAAAUGGAUAGUUGGUGGAACAAUAAUUCUAAGAACAAAUUGCUAUCAAAAAUAGAGCCUGUUUCAGAUGAGCGAGCAAGGAAAAUUCAAGAGGAUUUAAUUGAAGAGAAAGAAGAAAUGAAACAUCAUGUGAGAAUGCUUGAAUACGAUUACAUAGAAAAGCCUUUAAAUGCUGACGAUAUGGAGCUGGUAUCCAAUGUAAAACAGAUUGAAGAAGAUGAUCAAAAUGGAGACGAAGACAGCAAUUAUCAGAAAGAUUAUGAAAAUGGUGGAGACGAUCUGGUAGAUCCUCAAGCAGAGCUAAAAUCGGAAUGCCAGACAUCGCAUUGUUCGGAGUUGAUGGACGAGUUGAUUGAAUGCAACAAACGGGUCAAUGGGAAGCGGCAAACUCUCGAGACCUGCGAACAAGAACUGUAUGACAUGAUACAUUGUGUUGAUCAUUGUGUUAGCAAGACACUUUUUUCACGUUUAAAGUAAGAUUUUCAGUAAUACAUAACUAUUUAUGAAUUUCAAAUGACUAGCUGUUAACACUUCCUAUAUUUACAUCACACCAUGGAAUUUUCUAUUAUACAGAUUAAUAAAAUAAUUAUAAUACA